AUGGAAGCUUUGCCAGGUCUAAGUUGGAGGAAGCGCCAUGUGAUGGAUCAUCUUGUUACGAGGGGAGCCUUGGCUAAGCGCGGCCUCAGCAAAGGAGGUAUUGCCGGCGUCGUCGUCGGUGUCGUUGUAGGCGUUUGUCUCGUCGCCCUCUGCCUCUAUCCCUUUGUCGUUCGACGCAACCGACGACGAAGAAAGCAACUCGCUUCUGGUAUUUGCGACCCUGAGACGGCUGAGGUUCCAACCUCGGGCGGCACCGCUGUCGACGACCAACGUCAUGUAUCCUCGCAGGACUCGUUUAAGCCCUCAAGAGAGCUCACCCGUGGUGGACUAGAAGAUGGCUCGGUCAAGGACUUGCCCUGGGGUCAUCAUGAUGGACUAGCACAGCCCAACGGACAAGCUCAAGCUCAAAGUCAUCCAGGCCACGCGCCUCGGCUCGACACCAACAUACCUCCUUCUUUCGGCCCCAGCGACGCCCAGGUUGCCAACGACUCAAUACCCCGAUCAACUCCGUUCGACACUUACGAUGGAGAGUACAUGCCCCAAUCCAUUGGCGAUGCCCAUAAUGGCGUCCUCAGCGGAACAAACGCCGACUACUACAGUCCAUCGAUACCAUCAGAAGCAUUCGGCAUGUUUACGGAACCUGAACCUGUCGCUCAACCCCAACGGACUCUAUCAGGAAGUAGUUCUUUGCGGCACCACUUGAAGCUCAUGUUUAGUCGCAAGAGCACGCGAGAUCAGUCCAUGGGUUCGCCAACAUCGCUUUCACUCGCCGAUGUUCCUGAGAAUGCGCCCGAUAUGCCUCGAUCUACUCACGAUGGUCCUUUGCAACGAAUCACAACUGCAGGUGAUCCCACUGAAUCUCCGACCGAAAUAACACCCCCAGCCGGCGAGUCGUUGCCAGCACCCUCUGGCCAGGCUCUUGGCUCCCCGAUUGUUCUCCCGUCUACCCUGCCCAAGGGGGCUGUGCAAACUCCUCCAGACUCCCCGCCGACCACCUUCAAGUUCAAUGCGUCUCAAUCCCCGCCUACUAAUCCCGCUCCUGGUACGGUGAAUCCUAUGGAUAUUAUGCCAGCCUCAACUGAAAGCGAGGUAUGGCAUCGAACAGACUACCAGAUGUACAUGGCUCAGUCAUCACCAAACCCUGGCCCUGUGCCAGAAGCGUCGCCUAUGCCGGAAGGUCCAUCGCAUCGAGAAGAGCCAACAGACUCGCCCUCUCCGUUGACGCUGCCUCCUAACAAUCCUCAACCCCUCCCGAUCAUCCAGUCGCCUACACCCACGCGGAACGAGUCGGUGCUCAAGCAAGAGCCUAUCGAGAUGCAAGAUGUGCAGAUGGAUGAGAUUCCCUCACACUCUCAUCUAAGUCCUCUGCCUGACCUCAAUUCCCGACACGCCAGCUAUCCCUCUGAUGCCUCUACUCCUCAACCGGGUCCCGCCUCUACCAAUGCUUCGACCUUGAACACUCCCGCUACACAGCUUGAUACGCCAUCCCCCAACUCGGUGGCUAAUUCAUCCGACUACCAACACAGUGUGUCACCGAGGAACGGCGCGACCAACUUGUCCCCCAGGAACGGUGCCUAUGCGUGCGAUGAGCCUGGAUGCCACCAGGUGUUUGACCAGCCGCAUAAGCUCAAGCACCAUCAGCGAUAUCACACCAGGGAUCACAAAUGUCCUUACCCUAACUGUCAUAAAGGAUUCGGAACCAAAACUCAUCUUCAGCGACACAUCAAUGAUCGCCACGAAAAGAAGAAGAAGUUUCAUUGUUCAGUACCAGGCUGCGACUACUCCAAGCAAGGCGGCAAGGGGUUCCCUCGCAAAGACAAUUGGAAACGACAUAUGACCAAGAUUCACAACGUGGCGCCCAUCAACCUACCAGAGCCCGAAGAGGUCGACUAUGAGAUGAGUGGCGUGUAG
Molecule: messenger RNA, 1911 nt
Organism: Fusarium vanettenii 77-13-4
Lineage: Eukaryota; Fungi; Ascomycota; Sordariomycetes; Hypocreales; Nectriaceae
Exons: 2
Coding region: 1-1911 (636 amino acids)
Cellular component (GO): nucleus
Source: RefSeq, a predicted model, not a curated record